AUGUCUAAAGUUGACACAUACUUCGAUGACUUAACUUCCUGCUCGCUAUUUGGCUUCCUGGAGCACAAGCGUCCAACAGAAAAAAGAAAAGCAUAUAGUGUGUACAAAGGAACACUUAUUUAUAUUGCUAAAGACGAUACCACCAAGCCGGAAAGAAGAACGCUUGCGCAAGCUUGUCUAAACGUUUUUGAGCUAUCUGUUCGACCUCUGUGUCAGUGGGGGAAUUGCCUCAGUGCUGGUGUGGAUUUCACGCUACCUCCUAACCUCUGUGUUGUGGAGUUAAGACCUCCGUGUCGUGAACAAACUAAUUCAGUUCCGGUAGAACAGUACUGGAUGGAUCUGGCAAAGUACAAACUAGAGAACGAGAUUUAUCUCGAAGAGAUUUGUCGUUUGCUACGAAAAACUAUUACAAAAAGGUUUGAAAAACGGAGUGUCUCAGAAGUCGAAGAAAAGGUAAAACCAGUUAAUACACAAUCACUGACUUCAAGCCUAGUUACAACAUCUAGAAUCACAGAAUUAUACGAAUG
This is a messenger RNA of Funneliformis caledonium, 527 nucleotides long. NCBI's taxonomy places the organism in Eukaryota, Fungi, Glomeromycota, Glomeromycetes, Glomerales, Glomeraceae. The record is from the annotation of a GenBank genome assembly.